CACCCAACGCCAAGCUGCUCCCUGUUACCUGGGGUUGUACUGCUGUUUAGCUACAGGACACAAAGGUAAAACACCAGCAGCGUCAAACACCAGCGAACCUCAGGAAUACACCUGCCAGUGUUUCUUGCUCCCGGCUUUUAUUCUGUGCAAGGGUAGGACAGGAUGCUGAGCAUUCCGUUCAAGAAGACAGAUGAAGCCAUCGACCUCGGAGGGCCGCUGCGGCGGUAUCUCAUGAAGGAGUUCUCCAAGGAGGAAGUAGAGAAGUACUCUGAGGACCUCAAGGAGCUACAAGACGUCCGUAGCACGGCGACGCAGAUCGAGCGCCCUUCCGAUGCUGGCCGCGAGGCUCUCCUGCGCUACGCCGCCCAGCUGGAAGCGCUGGAACCGGUCUUUCCUGUCUCGGAGACUGAUGUGCGGGUGGGGUUCAAGUGGGGCAACUCGUUCAAUCCCAACAAGAAGAGCACCCAGAGCACGUUCCUCUUCGAGAAGGCGUGCAUCCUGUACAACCUAGGUGCCCACGAGAGCAGGAGUGCCAGUGAGGAGGACCGCGAGACGGAGGCGGGCCUCAAGGCAGCGGGCCACCGUUUUCAGGUGUCCGCGGGCAUCUUCCAGCACGUCCGUGACAAGGUGGUCGGAGGGCUAGUGGGGACUCUGACACAAGAUCUCAUCCCAGACGGCCUUAGCGCCGCGUCCACCCUUAUGCUUGCCCAGGCCCAAGCGUGCUUCUACGAGAAGGCGGUGAAAGACCGUGCCAGGACGAUGCUAAAGCCGGGUAUCAUCGCCAAGCUCGCAGCGAAGGCGGCGGAGUUGUACACCCAGACGCUUGCAUGCAUGCAGGGGCCGAACCUCGCACCGGGACUGGACAACUCGUGGCCAGCGCAUGUGGAGUUCCAAUCGAUGCAGUUCUCCGCUGCGGCCAGCUAUUGGGAGUCCGUGAGGCUUCACGACGUGGCGGAAGAGACCGGCACUGGGUAUGGUGUCGAGAUCGCACACCUGCAGAAGUCGUCUGACUUGCUCGCGCGCGCCUUCAAGCAGGCCCACAGGAACUCCCUUUCCUCGACGUUCACUACGAAAGCCGAAACGCUCAAGGGCAUCGUGACCAAGGCUCUCAACUCUCGUGCCAAGGAUAACUCCACCAUUUACCUCGAGCCGGUCCCUAGCCAGGCUACCCUGAACGCUGUGCCGGGCCUUGGUAUGGUGAAACCGACUCCGUUUGUCGAGAGCACAGGCGACUCCUGCCCCAAAGGAAAACCUCUGUUCGACGGGCUCUUGUCAAAGAGCGCCAAGGCCGCGCUAGAGGAGUACAAGAAGAAGGAGGCGGCGGUGGUAGGGGGCAUGGACAGCCUUGCCAAGGAGAGCAGCGUCGCCGCCAGGGAUCAGCUCAAGGCAGUUGGGCUGCCAGGCACAGUGGAGGCUCACGAGAGUGUCGGAGGUGUUCCCGAGUCGGCCUGGAAGAAGGUACAAGCUGUGCAGCAGGGAGGCGGCGGCUUGAACGAGCUCAAGGAGAAGGUGGCUGAGGUGGAAGGUUCCGCGGAACGCGCUCGCGCCACUCUGGAGACCGUCGAGAGGACCUUGGACGAAGACGUACGCAAGGACGAAGCGUUCAGGAAGCGGUAUUCAGGGGAGUACGAGGGCAUGUCUACGUCGGAGCUCGGGGGAGACUUGCGCAGAGACGUGGAGCACUACCGAGGUCUCUGGAGGACCGCCAGGAGCGCGGACACCAAGGUGAUAAGUCGCAUCGAGGAGCCAUCCAACCGCGAGGGGCUUGAGAUGCUGGAGCUUACGCGCGCCGGAUUGGACGCGGCCAUGCCCGCAGGCAAGGGCAAGGGCGCCGGCCAACAAGGGCAUUCGGUCGACACGGCGGCGCUGUCGGGGAAGCUGGGGGAGCUGGCGACCCUACUGGCGGACAGGGAUGCCAAGAUGACGCAAGUUCACGAAUACGUCAAGAACAGGACCGUCGCGAACGAGCUGGCGGUGGCCGGGCGUAACGGCGGGGGCACCCCCGAGGCCUACCAUGUCGCUGUGGAGCACGCUCUGGCAGGCCUACAGCCGUUCAAGGCCGACAUCGACGCGAGCGUUAAGAUGCAGGGACCUUUGCUCGAGCAGAUAUUCGCCGAGAACGAGAGGUUCCAGAAGGCCAGGGCCUCGGACCAAGAGACCCUCGACAGGGAGGCGUUUUUGCAGAAGGUUCACGCGAGUGUGGUGCUGUUCCACGACGUGCAUGCUCUCCUCUCCGAGGGGUCCAUGUUCUACUCCGACCUGCUGCAGCGGCUGGCGCAGCUCAACCAGACCUGCGAGGACCUGGUGUACACGCAAGCGCUUCACAGGCGAGAGUUCGAGGUGGGCUACACCCAUCGACGGGAGAGGGCCCUCAAGGAGGGGGAAGACGCGUCCAUCGAGCUUGCUCGCCAAAUGGAGUCUCAGGCUCUACAAGGACACCAGCAGCAGCAGCCAGGUGGUGGUUGUGCCUCGCCGCCAGCGGCUACCGGCGCCUACCCCGGAGUAGGAGCUCCCGCGGCCGGGGUUGCAGGAGCGCCGUCAGCGGCCUAUCCUUACGCACGAUGGCACCCGCCGUCGGGGCAGCAGCAACCACAGCAGCCGCAGCAGCAGCAACAACAGCCGGGCCAUGGAAUGGGCUGGGGCGGCCAGCAGCAGCAGCAACAGGGGGGACCUCCGAGCUACCAACAACAACAUGCCCAGUACCCCCCCGGGGGCUCGGGACCCCCGCCUGCCCAGCCGGGUGGCUACUAUGGAGGCCCGACCGCUGCUCAGGCACCGCAGGCCCCCCCCGCAGCGGAACCGGCGGUGCCGGCGGGGGCCCCGGCGGGUAGAGGACGGUGGGGACCUUGGUCCGUCGCAGGAGGCGGUGGCGGUGCCCCCGGUGCUGCUGCCGGCGCUGGGGCCAGGGCUGGGGGCCAGGCGAAGCCGCUUCCGCCUAUUCCUACCGCAGCAGGCGGCGGAGAUGCGAACGACCCCAAGUUCCGGCGCCUGUUGGAGAUGGGCUUUGAACCGGCGAGAGUGCGCGCAGCCUUGUCAGAGGCUAACGGUGACGAGAGCGCGGCGGUCAGCAAGCUUCUCCAAGGCUAAACUUUCACCCACGUUAGCACGUCUAUCGAGAGAACCCCUCGCCGUACGCAUACAGUGAAUGCGUGUUAAAGCAUGUGGACGUACGGGGGUAGCACCGGAUCGAUGCUCUCGGGAAGACUGAAGCUGCUCCAAGGUUGAGCAACCCCUCACGGUGUGCCUACUGUACGCGUAAGCACGACCUACUGCCGUUGACGUGGGUGUAGCAUCAUGUUGUCGGGCAGUCAAUCGGGAGGAAGGCUUGAUUAACAACGCCGUUCAUCGCUAAAGUUAACGCAAUGGCACAGGGCACGGUGUAGGUUNGGGGGGGGGGGGGGGGGGGGGGGGGGGGGGGGGGGGGGGGGGGGGGGGGGGGGGGGGCUACGUACGUUGUUGUUUGGUUGCGCAUGUUAGUAGGACGGGCUUCGGGGGAGGAGGAGGUAUGAUGCUACAGGGUAGGCACCAGAAAGCUGCACUGCGAGGCCGGUAGUUGGCUGCUGUUUUGCAGUCUGGACAGCCUGGUGGUCAUCUUGCGGGCCGGCGGUAGCGAUGCCCGUGGUUGGUUGGUUCUUGCAAGGAUUCCAAAGGGAGCCAACGUAGGUAGGAAACGUGGGCAAUCGCCGCCCACUCGGACGUUUGGUCGCGUGUUGUUCCUGUUUUUACCAGGAAACAUCGGGAGCGCACACUAGCGCACAUAGGUACUUCAGUCAAUAUGAUAAAGGCAAGGAAGGGGGCGAUCUCCGGUCUCUUGUCUGAAAGCAAGUUGUUUUUCGUCGGUUGAUGUUUCUCGAGAUUGCAACGACAGAUUUUCGUGUGGGUUGGAAGAGGUGUCCCUCCUGGCCCGAUGGACCCCUCCUGCGAGUUUCGUGCUAAUGCUUGUGUCGGCUUGUGAGAACGCGUCCGUUGUUGUAUGUCUCAUUCGUAGAUCUCCCCCGUGCCCGAACAACCGAACCACCCCUCCCUCAUCAUUACAUCGUUACCCCCAGUGUUACCCCCCCCCCUGACUGGUCGAAAGUAUCGCCGCACCCACGACGGGAAGGAUGCACGUCCACUGUUGGUACAGAGUCAUGCACGAAAGUAGACCACAUAGGACACAGCCCUGUUAACA
Messenger RNA from Ectocarpus sp. CCAP 1310/34, 4171 nucleotides. NCBI's taxonomy places the organism in Eukaryota, Phaeophyceae, Ectocarpales, Ectocarpaceae. The record is from the annotation of a GenBank genome assembly.